AUGUUUGUGAAAAUUUUCACCAUUCUCGCCUGUUUGGCGUUGGCCCAAAGCGAAUUCAUCAGGGUGCCUUUGAAGAAGGUGAAAUCGUCCAGACAGACCAUAAAAGAACUGGGAUUGAAACAAAAAAGACAGUCUUUAUUGGGAAAAUACCAAUCGGGAGACGUUAUUUUGACCAACUACGAAGAUGCCCAAUACUACGGAGAAGUAAGCAUCGGUACACCACCCCAAAAUUUCAAAGUAAUCUUCGACACCGGUUCAUCGAAUCUCUGGGUGCCUUCGAAGAAAUGCGGUAGCGAUAACGUCGCCUGUCAAACCCACAACCAGUACGACUCCACCAAAUCUUCAACCUACAAAACCAACGGCAGCGAAUUCUACAUCGAGUACGGAUCCGGGGCACUCAGCGGAUUCGUAUCCUCCGAUAACGUCGAUGUGGGAGGUAUUACAGUGACUGGUCAAUUGUUCGCUGAAGCUACUGAAGAACCCGGUCAGGCAUUCGUUGCGGGAAAGUUCGAUGGUAUCCUAGGAUUGGGUUACGACAGACUCUCAGUCAACAAAAUGCCCACUGUUUUCGGGAAUUUAUUCGCCCAACACACCGACCUCACCCCAGCGUUUUCCUUCUACCUCGACAGGAAUCCUUACGGAGCGACCGGUGGUGAAAUGACGAUAGGAGGAGCUGACCCGCAAUACUACCAAGGCGAAUUCACUUACCUGCCUGUAACCACGCAGGCUUACUGGCAAGUAAAAAUGGACAAGAUCAACAUUGGUUCCAGCGCGUUUUGCGCAGAUUCCUGCGAAGCCAUCGUAGAUACCGGUACCAGUUUGCUCGCAGGACCAACCGAAGAAAUAGAUAGGAUUAAUGAUGCCAUUGGAGCUAUUUUCGACGAUGAAUUCGAAGAGUACACCGUUGAUUGUGACAGCGUGUCUUCAUUGCCUGAUGUAGAGUUUGUUUUGAACGGAAAAAACUUCACUUUGAAGGGAGAGGACUAUAUACUCAGGAUUGAUGAUGUAAUCGAACCUAUUUGUCUGUCGGGAUUCAGUGGAGUUGACAUUGAAACAGAGGAAGGAUUAUUGUGGAUUCUGGGCGACGUUUUCAUUGGAAAAUACUACACCCAAUUCGAUUUAGAGAACAACCGUGUUGGAUUCGCAGAACUAAAAUAA
Phyllotreta striolata is the source of this 1158-nucleotide messenger RNA. Lineage: Eukaryota; Metazoa; Arthropoda; Insecta; Coleoptera; Chrysomelidae. The record is from the annotation of a GenBank genome assembly.